AUGAAAAAUCCCCGUGAUGAUCAAAUUCUCCCUUUGGAACUCCUUAUAGAAAUCUUUUCAUGGCUACCCGUGAAGACCCUCAUGCAAUUCGCGUGCGUUUCCAAGUCAUUGAAAUCACUGAUUUUUGAUGAUCCAUCAUUCGCGAAACUGCACCUUAAUAGAUCUCCCAAAAGCACGCACAUUCUCCUCAACACAGAAGAUGACCCCUACAAAUUUGAAAAUGAGGACAGUUGGGUUGUUCCAUGCUCUGUGCGUUGCUUGAUGGAGGAUCCGUCGUCCGUGAUCGAUGUUGAAGGGUGCUACCAUUUGAAGGGAAAUCAUUUGGUAAUUGACUCAUGUAAUGGGUUGGUUUGUUUGGGCAACUUUUAUGAUGUUGGCCCAAUUGAAGAUUUUUGGGUUCAACUUUGGAACCCGGCCACACACCUUAUGUCUAAGAAGUCACCAACCUUUCAUCUAAGCAUGCGAACUUCUGUGGAUGCUCCGCAGGGUAAGGUGAAUUUGGGGUUCGGCUAUGAUAGUUCACAUGAUACUUACAAGGUAGUGGUGGUGCAUUGGGAUUGUACAGAGCAGAAAAUGAUGACAAGGGUUUCUUGCAUGAAAAAUAUUUGCUGCAAAAAUAUUUUGUGUGACCCUUGUUCCCCUCUUAUGCUAUACCCAAUCAUGGGACAAUUUGUGGGUGGUUGUGUUAACUGGAUAGCUCUUAAAAAUAUGAAUGGUCCCGAAUAUGAAUGGGACAAUGUUACUCGCGAGCAGCUGGCUAUUGUUUCUUUUGACAUGAGUAAGGAGAAAUAUACAUAUCGGCCACUUCCUGAGGGUGUUACUAAGGUGCCUCACUUUGAGCCAAGUCUCGAGGUUCUAGAAAAUCACAUGUAUCUUUCUCAUGAUCAUAAUAUGACUCAUUUUGUUAUGUGGAAAAUGAGAGAGUAUGGAGUUCAAGAGUCUUGGACUCGGUGGUUGAGUAUCAGGUAUGAGCAUAUUCGAUGUGAUAAUUUGUUUUUUAAGCCCGUGCCAAUGUUCUUGUCUGAAGAUGGUGACAUCCUUUUGCUCGUAAAAACUGAGGAUUUGGAGUUUAUCAAGUAUAACAUAAGAGAUAAUAAUGCAGAGUAUAUUCCAAAUCUCAAUCAUGAAUUUUGGUUACAGGCUUUUGGUUAUGUUCAGAGUAUGGUUUCUCCUUGUCAAGACAAAGAAGAUGGAUAA
Molecule: messenger RNA, 1197 nt
Organism: Lotus japonicus
Lineage: Eukaryota; Viridiplantae; Streptophyta; Magnoliopsida; Fabales; Fabaceae
Product: F-box/kelch-repeat protein At3g23880-like
Exons: 2
Coding region: 1-1197 (398 amino acids)
Molecular function (GO): protein binding
Source: RefSeq, a predicted model, not a curated record